Miscanthus lutarioriparius is the source of this 576-nucleotide messenger RNA. NCBI's taxonomy places the organism in Eukaryota, Viridiplantae, Streptophyta, Magnoliopsida, Poales, Poaceae. The record is from the annotation of a GenBank genome assembly.
AUGGCAACCAAGAGCAUCAUCGUCACUGGCAAUGCAGCCGCCGCCACCCCCACCGUCCACGCCAAGUGUUCAGGGCCAAAAGCAGCCGACGACGACCCAGUGUCCCCCUUCUCCGCGCAGCUCAGGUGCGCGUGCGGCCACUGCCUCCGCUUCGCCGCGGCGGCCGUCGUGUGCUACAGCUUCGCGGCCACGGCGUGGCGCGUGCGUCACGACCCGCAGGACCUGGCCUUCGUCGCCGCCGCGGCCUCCCUCCUCGCCGCGCUCCUCGCGUGCCUCCGGCGCGCCGAGCGGCUCGCGCCGGACUCGCCCGCGGCGGAGAGGCGCCGCGUGCAGGCCGCCGUGUGGGCGCUGUCCACCGCGCUCAGCUGCGCGUUCGCGUACCGCGUGGCCGCGGUCAUGCCGCCGCCGCUGGCUGUCCUCGUCUGGUGCAUGACCGCGUUCGUCGGCCUCGUCGGUUUGUAUCUGCUUGUGCUCUGCAGAGACCAACAGUAUCAGGCACUCCCCGACGACGAUGCCGCCAUCGCCAGCGACAGAAAGGCCUCUGCCAAGAUUAGUCGUACUGAUGAAUUGGUCUAG